UUCCAUCGCAACCCCAACCAAGCCUUUGCCUCGACGAAGAUCGUGCGGGGUAAGCGAGCACGCUGUUGAUGCUGUGAUCUGUUCGAUCAAUAGUCAGUCUGUCGCAGGCCGGAAGCAGUUCCCUCAAGAAUGAAUGCUGCAGUCCCUUGGGGUUUACGCUCCGAACGGGCCAACAUUCAAGGGACUCGUGUCCUGACGAUCGAGACCAAGAUCAACGGCAAAUCAGCCACUGUCAUUGAUCAAAGCGCCCGAGGAGGGCAUUCUCACCGCCAACUCGGUCUUCCAACUGGCCAUCUCCAGGCCUUGGGCAUGAAAGUAUGCACCUCUCAUGCGGUCCGGAUAGUAAACCCCAGCCCCAGCCCGCUCGGGGACUGCAGACUGCAGACUCAGACUGCAACAACAAUAGCAGCAGCAGCAGCAGCAGCCGCAGCACCAGUAGUCAGCGCAACCGGCAAUUCGAGGAUUUGUUUGCCGCUGACGAUUCCAGCGAGCAUGCCAUGGCAGCGUAAGAUUGGGGAAUAUUGCGCAGUUGAGCGAUCCAUGGAUCGUUCGUCUUUCCAUCCAAAACACGGCCUGGGCGAGAUCAUCCAGACCACCCCGGACGAUUCGAGACGUGGCUGCAAUGCGAACGCGAGUCUCUGGCGUCAUUUGCCCCUAAUUGGCCUGCAGCCUGAGGCCCACUACAGCGCCUGUGCUGCAUGCCCAGAACGGAAUAGCGCCCCGCUGACGCUGCCGAUUCCUAAAUUUGUUACUGCUUGUUGCUUUCCUUAGAAACUUGUUCCGCGAUCCGGCCGAGGCAGACGCUGGAUCUUUGCGUCAGGCACCGAGGAUUGGAAAUAAUGCAUGCAGAGUCCAGCAUCCGGUUUCACUAAGUGGAGUUCGUCAAGUCGCCUGCUUUUGAAAAAAAAAUACGGACAAUAACCAAGCGAUAAAAGGUGUUUGGACUUGAUUGAUGGAGACCUCCUUGGACCUGCAGCAGCUUUACGUUAGUGGAAUCCUGGGGACAACGCUGUCUUGUACCCAGGCUGAGAUCCCUGUCAGGAGCUGAUAACAGCUUUAUGCUCUUUGUGCCAUCGUAUCAGAUGCAUUAUCGGUUUUUAAAGAACCGCUAUCGCAAUGGUAGGAAGAACGAGUAAAGGCUAUGUUAUCAAUUUGAAGUCAGACGCUGCAUGGACCUGAAACUGUCCUGUUAUCAAUUGACAAGCAUCUCCGCAUCUGUCAAUAAUCCAGGGUCGA
Messenger RNA from Aspergillus versicolor CBS 583.65, 1236 nucleotides. RefSeq lists its product as uncharacterized. The transcript has 3 exons. Lineage: Eukaryota; Fungi; Ascomycota; Eurotiomycetes; Eurotiales; Aspergillaceae. Bases 130 to 771 code for a protein of 213 amino acids. The record is from RefSeq and is a predicted model, not a curated record.